AUGCAAGACCCCACCAUGUCCAAACCAGACAUCGUUCACAAUGAAGCGGCAGAGCAGCAGAAGGGGGACAAACUCGUGGACAAUAGUGGCAUUGUACGCGUCCCCUUGACCGAAGAAGACAGCAAGCGCAUCUGUCGCAAGACCGACAGGACUAUUCUAGUUGUUCUCAUCUGGGUCUACUUCUUGCAGAUUCUCGAUAAGACAGUCCUGGGAUACGGUGCAACAUUCGGUUUACAGAAAGACACCGGUCUUACUGGCAACGAAUACUCGCUGAUCGGCUCAAUCGGACCAAUUGCACAACUUGCCUGGCAGCCCUUUUCUUCAUACCUGAUAGUCAAGGUUCCCCACAAAAUCCUUAUGCCAGUGCUAUGCCUUGGGUGGGGUAUUGCGCAGACAUGCAUGGCUGGAUGCCACAACUUCGGCUCCUUGAUGGCCGCUCGAUUUUUUCUCGGCCUGUUUGAGGCGGGGUGUCUCCCUCUCUUUGGUGUUAUCACGAGUCAAUGGUACCGCCGUGCAGAGCAACCGAUACGGAUCGCUGCGUGGUAUAGUACCAAUGGCCUAGCAACUAUCGUCGCAGCUGCUUUGUCGUACGGAUUGGCGCAGAUAGAGUCAGACGUGCUCAAAUCAUGGCAGAUCAUAUUUCUCGUGGUUGGCUUGAUAACUGUCGCAUCUGCUCCAAUCGUCUACUGGCGUCUGGACAACGAUAUAUCCACCGCUCGCUUCCUUAGUGAGGAGGAGAAAGCCCAAGGAAUGGAGCGCCUUCGAGCUAACCAGACUGGAACUGGAAACACCGAGUUCAAGUUCAGUCACGUCCUCGAGGCCUGCUUAGAGCCCAAAACAUAUCUCUGGAUUGGAAUGGCAAUGCUCCUCAACAUCGGCGCCAGCGUGACCAACAUCUUCGGUCCACUGAUUUUAAGCGGCCUUGGCUACGAUAAAUACAGGACAACUCUGCUGACAAUGCCAUUUGGCGCGUUGCAAUUCCUCAUCAUUCUGCUGGCAAGUUAUCUUGCCCAAACCGCUCGUGUGAAGGGCGCUAUCAUCGCGGCUUUCAUGCUGCCUGUGAUAGCAGGCCUAGCAAUUUUGUAUGCAGUGGCUCGGACCAAGUCUGUGCAGGGCCAGUUACUUGCUGGUUACUAUCUACUGGCAUUCUUAUUUGGGGGCAAUCCAUUGAUUGUGACCUGGAUCAUCGGCAACACGGCAGGCACCACCAAGAAGUCCGUCAUCAUGAGUUUGUACAACGCAGCAAGCUCGGCAGGAAAUAUCGUUGGCCCGUUGCUCUUCAAUGAGAAGGACAAGCCAGCCUACCACCCAGGCCUGCGGGCAUGUCUCGGAAUUUUCAGCACCUUGGCCGCUGUUGUUCUUAUUCAGUGGGGCAAUCUAUGGUUCCUCAACAAACAACAAGCCCGUCGACGUGUACGGAAUGGCAAGAGAGCUGAAAUAGUUGACCUUUCGAUGCAAAAUAAUUAUCACGACAUGCAUGAUAACCUAGAGGAGACUGGACAUGAGAUUGUGCAAGUUGGGGACAAUGCGUUUCAAGAUCUGACUGAUCGGGAGAAUGAUGAAUUUGUUUAUAUCUAUUGA
Penicillium egyptiacum is the source of this 1581-nucleotide messenger RNA. Lineage: Eukaryota; Fungi; Ascomycota; Eurotiomycetes; Eurotiales; Aspergillaceae. The record is from the annotation of a GenBank genome assembly.